This is a messenger RNA of Ictalurus furcatus (blue catfish), 3094 nucleotides long. Its product is annotated as protein BTG1-like. The record is from RefSeq and is a predicted model, not a curated record. NCBI's taxonomy places the organism in Eukaryota, Metazoa, Chordata, Actinopteri, Siluriformes, Ictaluridae. The coding region runs from base 380 to 820 and encodes 146 amino acids. Gene Ontology annotation, cellular component: nucleus; cytoplasm. The transcript is spliced from 3 exons. Gene Ontology annotation, biological process: negative regulation of cell population proliferation; negative regulation of mitotic cell cycle.
UGUGGUUGUCUGACAGUGAGAAUUUAUUUCUCACACCAAAUUGUUGAGGCCCCCGGGCGCCCCCUGGCGGCCCUCACUUUGAAAACCACUGCGCUAGCUUUUUUUAAGAAUUCUCCUGCUCAUUCUCAUUGGUCCUUUCCACCAGAAGUGAACAACCAAUCAGAUCGCGUUUCUGAAUUGCGUAGCCCAUAGGACCUAGUUGAACGCAUGUCUUUGAUGACCAGUCCUCAAUCCUACGUAUUUCGUAGUAGCCCGCGUAAAGAAAGUUCGAGAAUAUUUACCACGUGACCUUUUGCAACGUCUACAACUCCGAGGGCCGACCAGACACAAAGUGAAUUAGUUUUGACGAGUGUGGAGAAGCUUAUGAAAAUAUUUCACGAUGAAAGUCGAGGUGUCCACAGCUGUGAACUUUAUUACCACGUUACUGAGAAGAACAGGACUUCUGUCUGAAGAACAACUCCAACACUUCAGCCAUUCUCUGGAAAAGGCUUUAGGAGAGCAUUAUGAGGACCACUGGUUUCCUGACGCACCGUUUAGAGGUUCGGGAUAUCGCUGUAUCCGGAUCAAUCACAAGAUGGACCCGCUAGUAGGGAAGGCCGCUUACACCAUCGGCCUCAGCAGGAAGCAGCUUUUAUCCCUCUUACCCUGCCAGCUUACGAUGUGGGUCGACCCCUACGAAGUGUCCUAUCGUAUAGGGGAGGACGGGUCCAUUGGUGUACUGUAUGUGUCCACACCACCCCUGGAGACUCAUCUGAACUCUGUGGACAGCUGCAAAGACAAACUGAGACUGGGUCACUCGAGGACUGUGAUUUCCAGCUAAUGACUCUUUUGUUUUAUACUUUUCUUUUUUUUUUUAAUGAUUUUUGUAAAUUGGAUAUAUUUGGAUUCAAUAAUGAUUUUAAUGCCUUUAUAAUUUUGUAAUUUUUUUAUACAUUUCAAUUAAAGAUGAUGCUUCAGUUUUUUUUCAUAGUGUUACAUACUAUGCAAAUGAAAUAUAAAAUAUACUACAUAUACAGUAAGUACACACUUUAGGUGUAACUGUAGCCCAUUCGUUGCUAUACACAAUUUCUAACCCCUCUUUACCACAUUCAUCAGUGGGAACGGUCCAUCAUAGGACCACAGUGAGCCAUGAGAGAACAUGGUAUCUUUGGUUUGAACCCACCCAUUGUUCAAGUGAUCAAAAAUAUCCUGACAGGUGAUUGACAGGUGUGUCUUGUUGCCCAGGUGUGCCCUGUUAGAUUGAUUCUUUAAACAAUUAAUAACUCUGAAUGUCUACUCUUAGUUCGAGACCUCGGUUUCAGCUGUGAAGACUGUAUUUGUUGUUUAAAAAGGAUAAACCGACAUGAAGACAUUUAAACACCGACUCCUAUUUUCAUUGUCAUCACAAUUCUUUGCUUCCUUAAAUUAAUUAAACAUAACUGACUGUGAUAAGCCUUAGUAAGCUUGACUGUGGUGUAAAACCUCAGGUUCCCCAGUUGUGUGUUUUGUUACUGGUUUGAAAUAGUCAGUUAUUCAUUUAUUCAGAGUGUAACCGUGUUUGUAUUAAUUAUAUGAAAAUUCAUAUUACUAAACAGCAGUGUUAUUUUGACUCAAAGAUGUACAUAAUUGCGGAUAAUAAUGUAUUUUCUCAAUAUUUAAUAAACAUGCAGUACAGUAAAAAUAGUUUAUUCCUAAUUAGUUGAGAAAUUAUGAAAAAUAAUCUUCGUUUCAAAGUACCGUGAUUAAUAUUUAAUGCAUUAUUUUAUAACAUUCACACGCCCUAAUUCAGCCGAGCAUUCUGAUUGGUUCUUCCCUUUUAAUGAAAUGAGAGUGACCAGGAUACGCUAGCUCAGGGGUUCCCAAACCUUUCCAGGGCAAGGCCCCCCAAAUGGCAUUAACAUUUAACUGAGGCCCCCCUUUUGCAAGAUGUCUUUAAAACACAUUAAAAGUACAGACUUUAUAUACUUUAUAUACUAUAUACUUAUAGUACUUUUAUAAGUACUGAAUCUAUCCCCCUUUUUUUUUUAUAAUUACAUCUUUACAUUACAUUAGGAAUUGAUUGUGUGUGUGUGUGUGUGUGUGUGUGUGUGUGUGGUUGUCUGAGAGUGAGAAUUUAUUUUUCACACCAAAUUGUUGAGGCCCCCACUUGCGCCCCCUGGCGGCCCCCACUUUGAAAACCACUGGUCUAACAAUUGCAAAGAUGGUUGCUUGGACCGUUUUUAAUUUCCCUCUUUAUUUGAGUGAUUAACUCUAUGUAUUGGCAUUGCAAAAGCAACAUUUUUAAAAUGUUAUUUUAUUUAAAUUUUAUAAAAAGUUUUACAGAAACAUCAAUAUCUUGGCUCAGGAUGGGCCAUAUAACUGCUUGGAACAAAAACUGAUCUCUAGAGAACAUAUAUAAACAUUUUGCACAUUCUUGCUCCUCAGACUUAAAACUUAAGUCCAAAUGUAAUGCUCAGGAUUGCUCACAGUUCCACCUUUAGGGCCAAUUUAUAAUGGGAAGGGUUCAAGUCUUACUCUUUUUAGGGGGUGCCCAGGUAUUGCAUAUAGUGUGCAUGCAGAACAUUUCAGGUUUGAGACUUAUUUUUUGUAUUCAUUUUUUUUUUUUUUAAUUCCCCUCAGUUUCUGGUUGAAUAUCUCUGGUGAGAGACCAGAUACGAACCUGAAAUUUUCACAGAAAUAAUUCCUCUAUAGUAGCAUUCUGCUGGAAAAAAUUUAGCUUGAGAUUCCACUGGUUACAGAGUUAGGGCUAGUAGAAAUCUGGAGAAAAGCCUACUUUAUUCAUGCAUUUUGAGAAAUGAACAGAUGUAAUAUAAGCAUAACAAAUCAUUCAAAUGAUCAGUAUUUUACAGUAAUUAUGUUUGAGUGUUUAUGAUAUAAUAGCUUAUCCUUGUCAAUGAGGUCUAAAAUAUUACUACAUUUGAUAUUGUGACAACAGUGAAGCAUGAUCGAUCACAGGGUUCUCCAACUCUGCAGAGUUUAGCUCCAACCUCCAAACUCACCUGCCUGUAGCUUUCUAGUAAUCCUGAAGACCUUGGUUAGCUUGUUCAGGUGUGUUUGAUUAGGAUGGACGGAGGUAAACUCUGCAGGACAGUGGACCUUGAGGGUUCAGAUUUGA